This is a messenger RNA of Sorghum bicolor (sorghum), 873 nucleotides long. RefSeq lists its product as uncharacterized. The coding region runs from base 1 to 873 and encodes 290 amino acids. The transcript has 2 exons. NCBI's taxonomy places the organism in Eukaryota, Viridiplantae, Streptophyta, Magnoliopsida, Poales, Poaceae. The record is from RefSeq and is a predicted model, not a curated record.
AUGGAUGAGUUGAAAUCAUGGUUGCAGGAGUACUCAAUUCUAAACCAUCGUCCAUUUCGAGUGAUCAAUUCAUAUAAGGAGACGAGGUACACCGUUGCUUGUGAAGAACAAUUGUGUGAAUGGAGAGUAUGUGCUAGGAAAACAAGGGCAGGCAAAUGGAAGAUUACCUCAGUUAAUCAACCACAUACUUGUGCUAGUGCUGACGCAGAAGACACUCAUUUGCAGCUCAACUCUAGGUUCAUUGCAAGGCAAUUGUGCCCUAUUGUGAAGCAUAUGCCAACCAUAACGGUGUCCGCGUUGGUUGAGACAAUCUUCCAACUAUACAACUACUUCGUGAAGUAUGGAAAAGCAUGGAGAGCAAAGCAGCGUGCAUUGGAAAUAAUAUUUGGUAAUUGGGAAGAAGCAUAUGAGCGCCUACCGGUAAUGUGGAACGCAAUGAAAGCGGCAAAUCUCGGGACGCACUUUGAGUACGUGCCUAAGGAAGGUGAAACAAGGAACGGCCGGGAGGUGUUUGGUAGGGCUUUCUGGGUUUUCGGUCAGAGCAUUGAAGCACUCAAGCAUUGUAGGCCUGUUGUAUCAAUUGAUGGCACAUUUCUUACAGGGAAGUUCGAGGGCACAAUGCUUAUAUGUAUUGGGACAGAUGCCGAAGACCAGCUUAUGUCGUUAGCCUUUGCCAUUGUUCGGAAGGAGGACACCGAUAGUUGGUGCUGGUUCCUUAGAUUCGUUAGACAAGUUGUAAUCGGCCCUGGACGUGAUGUUUGUGUGAUAUCCGACAGACAUGCUGGGAUUCUGAAUGCUGUAGAGGAGGUGCUCCACUGUUUGAGACCCAUGACCCACGAGGCUGCUACAAACAUGGUGUACGAUGAGAGGUAG